UCCACAAGGACAAAACAUGAAAGACUCCAGCGAGAUGUGAAUGACAGCAAUAAACUGAGGGCAAAGGAAGGAACUGAGGCUGAUAACAAAGCGGAACAGAGCAGGAACUUUCAUGCUACCUAAAUAACGUUUUCAGAAAUGUUUAAGAUUUUGUAAACUGCGUGUCAGAUUAUGGAUUUACUGAGUGUAAUCGCGUUGUUUGCACUGAUCACAGCUCAGUGUGCGCGAGCAACGCCGCCGAACUUUGUGCUGCUGUUCGCCGAUGAUUUGGGUUACGGUGAUCUGGGGUGUUUCGGACACCCGAGCUCUCUCACCCCGAAUUUAGACCGACUGGCGGCGCGCGGGCUGCGUUUUACCGACUUCUACGUCACGAGUUCCGUGUGCAGCCCCUCCAGUUCCCAUUUCCUUGUUUUUGCCUGGUCUCUCCAGCACACACACUACCCUCAGUAUGCAGGUGCAGACUAUGCAGGGAAGUCUCCCCGUGGGCCGUUCGGUGACUCUCUGAUGGAGUUUGAUGGCACUGUGGGGAAGAUUCUGCAAACUCUGGAGGAGACGGGUGUGAUCAACAACACUCUCAUCUUCUUCACUGGUGACAACGGGCCAGAGCUCAUGCGGAAGUCUCGUGGGGGAAACGCAGGACUGAUGAAAUGUGGCAAAGGCACGACUUAUGAAGGAGGAAUGAGAGAGCCGGCCAUCGCAUAUUGGCCUGGAUCCAUCCAACCAGGUGUGACCCGUGCUCUGGCCAGCUCUUUGGACAUUCUGCCCACCUUUGCCAAACUGGCUGGAGCUGCGUUACCUGAUGUUCAACUGGACGGGGUCGACAUGACAAACAUCCUGUUGAAUUACGGACCAGUAAGAGAAAAAAUUAUCAAAAUUUAUGGACAGCCUCAAAUGUAG
This is a messenger RNA of Sinocyclocheilus rhinocerous, 897 nucleotides long. Its product is annotated as arylsulfatase A. NCBI's taxonomy places the organism in Eukaryota, Metazoa, Chordata, Actinopteri, Cypriniformes, Cyprinidae. The record is from RefSeq and is a predicted model, not a curated record. The coding region runs from base 172 to 897 and encodes 241 amino acids. The transcript is spliced from 6 exons. Gene Ontology annotation, molecular function: arylsulfatase activity.